AGAGUCUAUAUUGGUAAUAGUGUUACUUUAAUUUCAUUAAGUUGUUCCUGUUUAGCAACAAUUGAUCAAUUUUUUGUUACAUCACGAAAUGCAAAUCUUCGACGAUUUAGUAAUAUGAAAUUGACAUAUCGAAUAUUAUUAAUUAUUUCAUUAAUAUCGUGUCUUCAUGGAAUUCCAAUUCUUUUAUUUUAUAAUAUUUCAUCAAUUACAAAAACAUGUAUAAACACUAAUGCUGGUUAUGCUAUUUAUACUCCCAUAUAUGGUACAGCUGUUCUUUGUUUUAUUCCAGUUAUAAUAAUGAUUAUAUUUGGAUAUCUAACAUAUUAUAAUAUUAAUUCUAUAAGAAUUCUUACUGAACAACAAGCCGAUCGUCAAUUAAUAAGAAUGAUUUUAUCUCAAGCAAUAUCUGCUUUUAUUACUUUUAUGCCGUAUGGUAUUAAUAUUGCUUAUAGUCAAAUUACAUUAAAUAUUAGUAAGGAUCCAUAUAGAUUAAAUAUUGAAAGUUUUAUUUCAAUGAUGACUACUUUAUUAUCUUAUAUCUAUUAUGCAGCAAAUUGUUACAUAUUUUUGAUGUCAUCAAGUCGUUUUCGUCGAACAAUGAAACUUCGAAUAUUAUUCUGUUUCCAACCGAAUCAAGUUGAUCCAUUUCAGCUGGGUGUUAUUGGGACACGAACAAUAAGCAAAAGAACAAGAAAUUUGUAA
This is a messenger RNA of Adineta steineri, 702 nucleotides long. The record is from the annotation of a GenBank genome assembly. NCBI's taxonomy places the organism in Eukaryota, Metazoa, Rotifera, Eurotatoria, Adinetida, Adinetidae.